Plasmodium knowlesi strain H is the source of this 2508-nucleotide messenger RNA. Its product is annotated as conserved Plasmodium protein, unknown function. Bases 1 to 2508 code for a protein of 835 amino acids. The transcript has 3 exons. The record is from RefSeq and is a predicted model, not a curated record. NCBI's taxonomy places the organism in Eukaryota, Apicomplexa, Aconoidasida, Haemosporida, Plasmodiidae.
AUGAAGACACACCGCCUGAUCGAGUAUGUUGAGGUCUUGUAUUUCUUACUGACAUGUCUCAACCGGACCCACGUACGGGGUGCCGAGAACAACCGAGCUGGCCUGGCCGGUCUGAACGACAACGUCCUGGUGGCCUUUUUCUUGCUUGUGCAGUUGGAAGUGCCGAAUUUCCUGGGACCUUUUUCGAAAAAGGAAAAAUAUGAAAAAGUGAUUGAUGGAGCUAUAUAUCUUUUCACCAAUACGGUGGUGACACAGGAGUGGAAGGAAGAAGAGAGAGGGUAUACCGUCCAGGAUGUUCGUCAUGUCAUCGCGGGACUGAACAGCCUCCUGGAUGACAUAAAAAACGGAAAUGAAAUCUACAUCACCUGGAUUGAAUUAAUCACCAAUGAAUGUUGGAGGGAGGAAGAUGGUUGCAGAGCGCUGAGCCCUCGGAGUUGCACCCUCUCUGUGUUGAAUGCUCUCCCAAAAAAGGCUCUAUCAGUCACAUGUAGCAGUUGUAUUAUGUACGCCUUAAACUACGCACUAUACUCGAGGCUUUUAUUUAUGAACAUGGUACAAAUACAAAACUGUAAUGAAGAAAAUAAUCUGAAAUUGAUAAAUCUGACCAAGGAUGUAGGGUUUGUGAGAGAACAUCGAAUAUACCUGAACAGUUUGGAAACCAUUUCUGUGGCAAAGAAUGUUCGAAGCCAAGUGAUUAUUUUACACAUAAAAGAUGCUAGAAAAUUGGUAGACAUUUUAAAAACACAUGGACACGAAAGAUUCACACAGGUGGUGAGGGACGCUUUGCUAGAGGUGGUUAAAAAAACCAUAGAAACGUACAAGAGGUAUUUACACCAUAAUAGUUCCUUUAGUAUAAAUGGAGAAAAUGAAAAAAAAAUGAAUUUAUCAAAUUUGGUUUACCUUACCAUCAAUGGCUAUUUGUACAUGGAUGAUGCAACUGGAGGAAAUAUUCGCGUGAGAGAUUUUGGUCUGUUCUUUACAGAAGAUUCUUUGGAAAAAUGCCUUCUGAUGAUAACGAGGAGGAAUCUCUUUCUGCAGGUGGAGAUGGGAACCCUGGGGGCAGAGGCACACCAGAAUGGUGGUCAUCAUUUUCCCAUUGGAAAUCUGCUCACCCUGAUCGAGUUCCAACUUGUCCUGAACUCCUAUUUGCACUUCGGGGAGAACUACUUCUCCAAGACAUUGAUGCUCAUGAAAAAGGUUUUUUACGCGGAGGACAAGAACGAAAAGGGGGUAUUCAGCUACGGGGAAGAUGGGAUAGACAGAGCAGAUAUUGAAGAGGUGGGCGUGGUGAACAACUUCUUGGCCAUCGAGAAGGGAGGGAAGUUGCGCAAAGUAUUCCAAGGAGGUCACUUGAGAGGUGCCCCCCAAGAAAGUCACUCGAAACGUGUCUCAUGGGGGAACCACCACCUCAAUGCUGUGCCCCCGAAUGAACACAGAAAACAAAUCGAAGAAUUCAAAAGGACACAACUGGAACUGAUGGACGACCAAACUAUAUUCUUCAUCAUGCUGGUGAAAAGCCUUCCAGAAAAUAAAUACACACUGAUGAAGAGCGUCAUCGUUGACUUACUAACCAAGCCAGUCUACUCAAACUCACUAAAAGGAUUUUCUUAUAAUGAUGGAAAAAAGAUUAACAAGGAACUAAUCGAAAUUUUGGGGGAGUCCUAUAACGACCCAAUAAAUAACCUUAAAAGGAGGACGAUGCAUUUUGGGUCCAGAAUUAACAAAAGGGAAAUCCAAGCCUUCGAAAAAUUAUUACACCAGGGAUAUAAGCUAACCCAAAUAGCUUUUCACAAUUAUAGCUCUAUGCCACUAAAUAGUAGAAAGAAUAUCUACUCAGCGGUUAAGAUGUUCUCGCUCUUUGAGCAUAGGGUGCAUUACCUCACUGGGUGGGACGCACAUAUUUUAUUUUCCAAGAGGAUAUACCCUGAAGAUAUGGUGGAGAAAAAUUACAACGUGUACUCCUAUGCACAUAGUGGGGGCAACCACUGGUUCAUUAUAUGUUGCACGGUCAUUCCUCUCUUGCUGAUAAUUCUAUUAUUCCUUUUGUACAAGUACUUUUUUCACGAUAAGCUCAAGUUCUCCUUCCUCUUCAGAAAUAGGAAGUACAAAAAACGCAGUCAUGGUUCAUCGGGGAGUGCGCUUAAAUACUAUAGGCACCUCUCUGGGGGCGUAAACUUGUCCAGCGCGCGCCGACAGCAUGCGGACAGGGCGGAGCUCCAACACUUACUGCGCAGGAGGAACUGCAGAGCGGAGAUGAAGGCAAAGGGAAAGGGGAAAAAUGACGCAAAAAAUAACAAAAAAAAUGGUCCAAGUAGUAAUGCAAAAACGGACACAAAAUUGGACAGGACCGGCAGGGCGCACAGGCUAAGCGGCUCAGGCCACGGUAACAAGACCCAUGGUCGGAACAAAUUGGCCGAAGCGCCCCACGUAGGAGGAACGAAGAAACGGGAAACAAAGAGCAGUGAUUUCUUCAUGGAGGAAAUUCAGCCUAACCAUGAUUUCGAAUAG